Molecule: messenger RNA, 632 nt
Organism: Rhizophagus irregularis DAOM 181602=DAOM 197198
Lineage: Eukaryota; Fungi; Glomeromycota; Glomeromycetes; Glomerales; Glomeraceae
Source: RefSeq, a predicted model, not a curated record
AAGAUACAAAAUUCAGCUCAUUAUGAAUUCUUCGCAAGCUAACAAUAGCAAUAAUAUUUACGAAUCCAAUAUUACUACUACUGGAUUUAUUAAUAAUAAUUACAAUAAUCUUCCACAAGCGACAACUACAACUGCGAAUAUUAACUGUGAUCAUUCUUGCAGCUGCAAUAUUGGAUUUUCUGGAAUGAACGACAAUAACAAUAUUUUUUCUAUGGGCACAAGCAUUCCUUCUGAUCAACAUAUCCCCAAUAACACUCCAAGCAAUAGUUUACCUAAUAAUAAUAACAAUCAGCAGCCAAUUUUUAACGACGCUUCAAACGAUAACGCUAACACUCAAAAUUAUCAGCGACAGUCCAUGCCUAGUAACAUUUCGACUCCGCAGUUCAACCCGCAAUAUAAUAAUCCAAAUCCACCUCAGUCUAAUGUCAACUCGCAAUAUAAUAAUUUUUAUCAGCAACAAUCCAUGCCUAGCAACGGUUCGACUCCACAGUUCAACUCGCAAUAUAAUAAUCCAAAUCCGCCUCAGUCUAACGUUUUUCCUCCGUCUAAUUCUCUUGGUGCGAUUAUUAUAAAUUCCUCUCAGACAAAUAUUUAUAAUAACGCUUAAUAAAGUUGAAAAUUAUAUGUUGAUA